Exophiala xenobiotica is the source of this 738-nucleotide messenger RNA. RefSeq lists its product as uncharacterized. NCBI's taxonomy places the organism in Eukaryota, Fungi, Ascomycota, Eurotiomycetes, Chaetothyriales, Herpotrichiellaceae. Bases 1 to 738 code for a protein of 245 amino acids. The record is from RefSeq and is a predicted model, not a curated record. The transcript is spliced from 5 exons.
AUGUCAGCUGGAAGUUCAAGCGAUCUGCUGGAGAAGCUUCGCCAGCUGCAUGAAUAUUCUCCCUGCGAUGUCUCGGAUGCUCUCCUCAAGCUCCAAAAGCCUAAAUCAGGCGAGGUCGCAAGAGCCGGGUUCCUGGCAGAUAUUGUGCCUAUCCCACCAUCACAGGGACUCGCAGCGGAUGUUAGCGCAUCCCACAAGGUGAUUGCACCUGCAUGCACGCUGAAACUGGUAUCAAAGAAUUCGCCGCCAGCAUCAACGCCGCCAGCCGAGAAUGCAAUACCCAAGGGAAGCCAUUGGGUAGACCUAACUGAACCUGGCAGCAUUGUCGUCAUUGAUCAGCCAGAAGGACAAAAAUGUGCGGCUGUUGGUGGUAUCAUGGCACAAAGGAUGAAAAAAAGAGGUGUGGCAGGUUGCAUCAUUGGCGGUCGUGUCAGAGAUAUGGCUGAACUGAAGAGUUCUCAACUUCCGAUCUUUGCACUGGGAAAGUCAACAGUGGGGACGGGUGCUGAAUCGACAGUAUAUGCUCGCAACGUUCCAGUAUCCAUAAGUGGUGUCACUGUCUCUCCGGGCGACAUUGUCUUCUGUGACCCUGUAGAAGGCAUUGUUGUCAUCCCGCAGGAACUGCUUGAUGAAACUUUGUCGCUGAUGCCCAAGUUGGUGUCGGCUGACGAUAAAGUGAAAGAAGCUGUAGAAAACGGGAUGACUGUGGCAGAGGCAUUCAAAAACUUCAGAGGGUGA